GGGCAAUAUAACAAACAGUAACGCACGAAAUUGAAUCGAUUCAUUACAAGCGCGUACGAAGCAUAUGAAAAAUUAAGGAAGCAUGGAAUCGUGGCGAGAAUUUCGUGAAAAAGUGAUGAGACGUUAAGUAAUGAAAUUCUAAGAGUAAAAUAGCGCGAAGCACACCGUAUCGUACAAAACAGAUCGGAUAAAACGCGUAAAAUAUAACGUAUAAUUUACGCAACACGCAGGCGCGCCAACAUCGAGGUCACGCACACGCGGCCACCAACAUAAACACACACAUAAACCUACUACACAGUCGAAAGGAGGGAAGAGAGAAAGAGUAGAUGGUGCACAAGUCGGGUAGGAGUAUACCGUAUACGUCGUCUGACAACCUCCGACAUCCACACGCAUACAUACACAUCCUGUUUUUUAUAUACCGUAAAUAAAUCCACAGUUUCAUACCACACACCACCCAUGUUCACAUAGAAAGAAGCGUGAACGGUCGCGGUGUUCGACAGCUGCUUCAUAAUGUCGCGUAAAAGUGUAUCUCGGUGAUAUUGACGUGAAAAUAAGUGCAAUCGAUCGAUCGGUGGAAAAACACUAAAUCUGUAAAAUUCUACGUUUCUCCAAAGCGACUCCUCGAACUCUACGCAAAGAAAUUCAGCCCAUCUUCCAAGUACUGCGAGAGUGGCUGACAAGACGGCUACGCGUACUUUUCAAUUCCAGGAAUAUUGCCGAGGUGACGUCUUGUUUCCGGGAUAAAGAGGCAUGGCUACCUCAGUCUUGGAGGCUUCGUCAACACUGGCAUCCACUGUAUCAGGGGCCAUAAACGACACGAUGAGCAGAGCUGCAGAUCCGAGUAGCGACCCAAAUUUAACGGGAACGCCAAUUUUUCUACAAACCAAAGCGGCGCAGGGUAUCGCCGGUGUUUUCGUUUGGGCUGCUUUGUUCCUAACUUGCCAACAAAUAUACCAGCAUUUGAGAUGGUAUACAAAUCCGACUGAGCAGAGAUGGAUAGUGAGGAUUUUGUUCAUAGUACCUAUAUAUGCAACGUACUCUUGGAUAUCGUUAUUAUUCUUCAACAGCGAGAGUUACUACGUGUAUUUUUUCACCGUACGCGAUUGUUACGAGGCAUUUGUAAUAUACAAUUUCUUGUCGCUGUGCUAUGAGUAUUUGGGCGGAGAGGGUAACAUCAUGUCGGAAAUAAGGGGGAAACCGAUACGGUCCAAUUGUCUCUACGGGACUUGCUGCCUAGUCGGUAAAACCUACACGAUCGGUUUUCUAAGAUUCUGCAAGCAAGCCACCCUUCAGUUCUGCCUUGUCAAACCCGUUAUGGCAUUUGUCAUAAUAUUCCUGCAAGCCUUCGGACAUUAUCGAGAUGGCGAUUGGUCACCCGACGGUGGUUACAUAUACAUCACAAUAAUAUACAACAUCAGCGUUUCCCUUGCCCUUUACGGACUGUUUCUAUUUUAUUUUGCUACAAGAGAUUUACUCACGCCUUUCGAGCCUGUACUCAAGUUUUGCACCGUCAAAAGCGUCAUCUUCUUAUCAUUCUGGCAAGGUGUGCUGCUGGCUGUUCUCGAAAAGGCAAAUGUCAUUUCAUCUGCCAUCAAUAGCGCCGGAUUGGCAACCAGCGCUGGUACAGUAUCGGCCGGUUAUCAAAAUUUCUUGAUCUGCAUCGAGAUGUUGUUCGCCGCUAUUGCACUCCGUUACGCAUUUCCGUAUCAAGUUUACUCGGCAGGAUGCGUAACAGAUUCGAGAGGCAGGAGUGUCACCAUGCAGAGUAUCAGCAGCAGUUUGAAAGAGACAAUGAAUCCCAAGGAUAUUAUGACAGACGCAAUACACAAUUUCCAUCCUCAGUACCAACAAUACACGCAGUACAGUUCGGAGGUUAUUACCCACUUGCCGUACGAAAAGCUGUGAGCGUGUGACGCGCGACUGUGGCAUCUGUACUUUUUAAUUUAAACUUACUAAUAUUAUACAUAUUGCAAAAAAUACAAAAGAAAAGUUAAAAAUGAAUUGAAAGAGAAAGUAAUUUACAGUAAUAAAAAUUUGUGUUCAGAUAUAGACACCAUAGAAUGAUUUCUGCAUUAUAUUAUGUACAUACAUACAUCUAGCGAUGUUCAUAUAUACGGACUACGCUCCUAACGUCGAAUGAGAAUUUCAACAAAAAUGAUUUUCACUAAAUUCCUAACGAUAAAUUUUUGAUCAUAAUAUCAUUUAUACCUGCAUGACAUG
This is a messenger RNA of Diprion similis, 2220 nucleotides long. RefSeq names its product transmembrane protein 184B (gene Tmep). The transcript has 6 exons. The record is from RefSeq and is a predicted model, not a curated record. Gene Ontology annotation, biological process: transport. The coding region runs from base 751 to 1905 and encodes 384 amino acids. Lineage: Eukaryota; Metazoa; Arthropoda; Insecta; Hymenoptera; Diprionidae. Gene Ontology annotation, molecular function: transporter activity.